AAUGGACAAAGUCCAUUCACCUGUUUUGCCAUUCUGCAUCGGAUUCUGCCUGUACGUUUUCACCACAGAGUGAUUGGAUAUAAUCCAUCAUAAUUGACAUGAAUAACAAUGUGAAAGAAGUUCUUUACAACGCAUUGCUUGAACUCCGUGAGAAUCAAUUUGAAGAAUUUAAAUGGAGGCUAGAAUGCAUUAACUACAAUAGAAUGCAAAACAUUCAUAAAGCUUUUUUGGAGAAAGCGAACCAACAAACAGUUGUAGACCUCAUGAUUCAAUAUUAUGAAGAAGAUGCUCCAGAUGUGUUCAUUCAUGUCCUUCAAAAAAGCAACAUAAAUGACAUUGCUAAAAAACUUGAGGAAACUUUAUUGAAAGAUGUUGAUGCUCAUCAAUUCCCAGAUUCCUCAGAUUACAGAAACUACAUUAAAAAUUUGUUUGCAACAAUCAAAGAUCCUAAUGCUGUUCCUGGUGAAUAUGUGCCCCUAAACCAGAGAUACUCAAACCUAAUCAUCGUAGAUUAUCACCCAUCUAAAAAGGAGAGAGAAGAUGAAAUUCUGGCAAUGGGAAGGAAACAUCUUGAAAUCAUCAGUAAACGAGCUGAGUCUUCAACCAGCAUUGAAGCAUUAUUUAACCCCGAUAAAAAUGGAUUCAUUCCACAAGUUGUUGUGUUAGAGGGAGCUGCAGGAUUUGGAAAAACCAUAACGGCCCAAAAAAUUAUAUUUGAUUGGGCUUCUCAACUACUUUACCAGGACAAAUUUGAUUAUGCUUUCUAUAUUAGCUGUAGAGAAAUGAAUCUCCAUGCAGAGUCACAGAAGACUAGUAUUGCAGAAAUGAUUUCAAACGAAUGGCUCAAACGUCAUGAGGUGAAUAAUGUCAUUCGAAACAUACUGAAGGAUGAAGAGAAGCUUCUGUUCAUAAUUGAUGGGUUUGAUGAAUUAAGGUAUUCCUCUGAUCAGCCUGAAAACUGCUUUUGCACUGAUCCCUGGCAGAAGGAGCCAGUGAGAAUUCUUUUGAUUAGUUUAUUUCGAAAAAAGCUUCUUCCUAAAUCCUCUCUUAUAAUCACAACAAGACCAACUGCUUUGGAGAAACUCCAUCAAUAUUUAAAGUGCCCACGUAAUGUUAAAAUAUUGGGGUUUUCCGCAAAGGAGAGACAAGAAUAUUUCUAUAAUUUUUUUGAAAACGGAGACCAAGCAACUCAAGCUCUCAGAUUUGUUAAACAAAAUGAUACCCUUUUCACCAUGUGUGUCAUUCCCCUUGUGAGCUGGAUCAUUUGUACAGUGAUGAAACAGGAGAUGGAAAGUGGCAAGGAUCUUCAGAAGACACCAUAUACCCUCACUGCAAUCUAUAUGAUGUAUCUCUCCAGUUUGUUAAAGUUUCACCAUAAAGAAGCCAAACAGGAUGUCCAAUCCAAUGUGAAAGGUUUAUGCUUUUUGGCUGCAGAAGGAGUCAGGAAACAGAAAACAUUGUUUAUGGAGGAAGAAGUCACUUUACAUCAGAGAGACUUCCUUUCCCUUUUUCUGAAUGAAAGCAUCUUCAAAAGGGGCAUUGGUUGUAUUAAAACCUACAGUUUCGUUCACUUAAGCUUCCAGGAAUUUUUUGCUGCUUUGUUUUAUAUUCGAGAACCGCAUUCUGAAAAUUGGAAUAAAAAUUUACAGAUGCUAUUAAAAAGAGAUAAAUCUUUUAGGCCUGAUUUUGCAGUAGGAUUUCGCUUCCUCUUUGGUUUUUUAAAUGAAGAAAAAAGAAUGAGAGAAGAAUUGAAAAAAGAAUUUGGAUGGGAAAUUUCUCCUAAGAUUAAAGAAUCCUUAUUAGACUUUGUAAAAGAUAGUAUUCCAAAAAGGGGAUCUAAUUUCCAAUUGCAAAAAGAAAUGUUGAGUUAUUUAUAUGAGAUACAAGAUGACAAUUUUAUAAAAAAUGCAGUAGAUGGUAUCACUGAAAUAGAUUAUCAGUGCAACUCAGAUAUGGAAUUGAUGAUCCUUGGCUGUUGUGUACAACACUGCCAGAAUUUAAAAUACUUUUCUGUUGAAGGUUCUGCAUUUGUAAAUCAUGCAGAGACAGAAACUUGGGUCAUCAACAAGGAAUGGAGUUUGGAUGAAACAUAUAUGGAAGACUUCUUUCAAGCACUGACAAAACUGAGAAACUUAAGUACCCUCAGGUUCAUUGGAUGGUCUUUCACAGAGUCCUGCAGCAGGCAUCUUACUGAAGUCUUCAAGAAAAACCAGAAAUUGAAAGAGUUACAGUUGUUUCUCGAGGACACAGAUGAGAAAGCAGUGGAAUUGCUGUGUGAGGGACUCCAACAUCAAGUCUGUAAACUAGAAAUACUACGGUGA
This is a messenger RNA of Notechis scutatus (mainland tiger snake), 2321 nucleotides long. NCBI's taxonomy places the organism in Eukaryota, Metazoa, Chordata, Lepidosauria, Squamata, Elapidae. The record is from RefSeq and is a predicted model, not a curated record.